This is a messenger RNA of Cylicostephanus goldi, 513 nucleotides long. NCBI's taxonomy places the organism in Eukaryota, Metazoa, Nematoda, Chromadorea, Rhabditida, Strongylidae. The record is from the annotation of a GenBank genome assembly.
AUGUUAGAACUUGGAGAGACUUCGGUGGCAUUUGAACCGGAAACUCUUCAAAAUGGUCAGUCGGGUAACGUUACGCAAAACUUCUUCGACGAUGUUAACCUGAAGAUUUGCACUGUUCGAAAUAAUGGCUCAUUGGGAAUAACUGCAAAAUCGUUAGCUGUUAAUGAUGUUAUAUCUGCACGGACGAAAGAUCGAGGGCCUCCUGGUUUGAUGAAACUUUCCCCAAAUGGAAAACUAGCUAUCCUUCAGCGGCAGAUUAAUUCGGUGGAUAUUGUGCUGUUAGAGAAAACCGACGGCACGACGGCUGUUGAAUUCAAUGUUGCAACCAAAUCUCGAGAUAUGAUACUUAGCGUAGAUUGGAUAAGCAAUAAUCAGAUUCUGUUUGUAACGAAGCAGUCACUGGAAUUGUUUGGUUUAAAUGAAGAAAAAAGGACAGGUAAAGUGCUGCGGACGUCAAAUGUAUCAGCUUCUUGGUCUAUAUAUUACGUGAGUUUGCAAGAUCUUAGGUGUUAA